This is a messenger RNA of Musa acuminata subsp. malaccensis (wild Malaysian banana), 3110 nucleotides long. RefSeq names its product subtilisin-like protease SBT1.8. Gene Ontology annotation, molecular function: serine-type endopeptidase activity. Lineage: Eukaryota; Viridiplantae; Streptophyta; Magnoliopsida; Zingiberales; Musaceae. Gene Ontology annotation, biological process: proteolysis. The record is from RefSeq and is a predicted model, not a curated record.
CUCUCUUCCUCCCUUGCUUUAUCCUUUCCUUGAGCGCCCUCCCAUGUCUUGACACUUUUGGGGUAUGAAUCCAACAGCAUGGACACCAGCUCAGGCCUUUAAAUCCCUCUCACUGAAAGCUUCAUGGAAUAGAGCACAUUCCUCUCUUUCUCUCUCUGAGCCCUCUCACUGAAAGCUUCAUGGAAUAGAGUGCAUUCCUCUCUCUCUCUCUCUCUCUCUCACAUCCUUACAACUGGAAUUCCAUUUCCAGCACCGGAAGCCCAAUCCAAGCUCAUACCACUACACCAUCAUUUCCAAUCAAGAGCAUCUAUCCUUUCCCUUGUCCUCUCUUCUUCCCACCACUCUCCUUAUAUCUGAAGCAACACCCUUCACUUCUUAUCUCUCGCUGAGUUGCAACCAUGAAAGAAGCAGUCUGUUAUCUUCUACUGGUGUUCUUGAGUUCCUUCGCGGCAACAGUAAGCAUGGUUGCAUGCAAGCAGACUUACAUAGUGUACAUGAACGCGGCCCACAGGACGGAAGCCCAUCCGACGCACGCGCACUGGUACGAGGCCCACCUGAGGUCGCUGUCCAUUGAUCCCGCCCGCCACCUCCUCUACUCCUACUCCGCCGCCGUCCACGGCUUCGCCGCCGUUCUCCACCCCGAACAACUCCCCCUCCUCCGGCGCCACCCCGCCGUCCUCAACGUCCACCCGGACCCCCUCCUCCCCUUGCACACCACCCGCUCCCCGCACUUCCUUGGCCUCUCCCCGUGGCCGCCCGCCCCCUCUAGCCGCAGCCACUCCCUCGACCCCGCCGCCGCCGCCACCGACGUUGUCAUCGGUGUGCUUGACACCGGCGUCUGGCCGGAGUCCCCCAGCUUCGACGACGCCGGCCUCCCCGAGGUCCCCUCACGGUGGCGCGGCGCCUGCGAGGCCGGCGUCGACUUCCCCUCCUCGCUCUGCAAUCGUAAACUCGUUGGCGCUCGCAGCUUCGGCCGUGGGUACCGCGCCGCCGCUGGCGGCGGGGACGCCGACAAGCCCCGGGAGGAGUACGCCUCUCCGCGGGAUCGCGACGGCCACGGGACUCACACAGCGUCGACCGCCGCCGGCGCGCCAGUGGCCAACGCCAGCCUUCUGGGCUACGCCUCGGGCGUCGCCCGGGGCAUGGCCCCUGGGGCGCGCGUCGCCGUCUACAAGGUCUGCUGGGCCAACGGGUGCUACGGCUCCGACAUCCUCGCUGGCAUCGACAAGGCCAUCGAGGACGGCGUCGACGUCCUCUCCCUCUCUCUCGGCGGCGGCUCCGCCCCGUUCUCUCGGGACCCGGUCGCAGUGGGGGCCUUCUCCGCGGUGCAGCGCGGCAUCUUCGUGGCCUGCUCCGCCGGGAACAGCGGGCCCUCCCCCUCCUCCCUCACCAACACUGCGCCAUGGAUCACCACGGUCGGCGCCGGCACCCUAGACAGGGACUUCCCGGCCACCGUCCAAUUGGGCAACGGCGAGCGCUACGCCGGGUUGUCGCUCUGCAGCGGAGCGGGGCUCGAGGACCAAAUGGUUCCAAUAGUCUACGGCAAAGGAGUGCAGGUGGGCAGCAACUCCAGCAAAUUCUGCAUGCCCGGAACACUAGACCCUGAGCAGGUGAAGGGCAAGGUGGUGUUCUGCGACCGGGGAAUCAACGCGCGGGUGGAGAAGGGGCAGGUAGUGAAGGAGGCCGGCGGCGUGGGGAUGAUACUGGCUAACGCCGCUGUCAACGGCGAGGAGCUGGUGGCGGACAGCCACCUGCUGCCGACUGUCGCCGUAGGGGCGAAGAGUGGGAACUUGAUUAGAGACUUCGUGAGGACGAGCUCGAAUCCGACGGCAAUGCUUAGCUUCCGGGGCACAGUGCUCGGCGUGCAACCAUCCCCGGUGGUGGCGGCCUUCAGCUCCAGGGGGCCGAACACGGUGGUGCCGCAGCUGCUGAAGCCGGACUUGAUAGGACCAGGAGUUAACAUACUGGCAGCUUGGUCAGGGUCGGUUGGGCCUACUGGGUUGGCGAAGGACGAGCGGCGAUCCGCCUUCAACAUCAUGUCCGGAACAUCAAUGUCCUGCCCUCACAUUAGUGGGGUUGCUGCAUUGCUAAAGGCUGCCCACCCUGAUUGGAGCCCCAGUGCCAUCAAGUCUGCCCUCAUGACCACGGCAUACACUGAUGACAAUACUGGAUCUCCUCUCGUUGAUGGUGCUGGAGGUUCACCUGCGACACCAUGGGCUUAUGGAUCCGGUCAUGUUGAUCCACAGAAGGCUCUCUCCCCAGGCCUCAUCUAUGACAUUGGUACAGGGGACUACCUUGCCUUCUUGUGCUCCCUGGAGUAUUCCACCGACCACAUUCAGGCCAUCUCAAAGAGCACUAACAAGACAUGCUCACGCCGUCUCCCCAAUCCUGGGAACCUAAACUACCCGUCAUUCUCUGUCGUGUUUGGUAGAAGGUCCCGCAGAUUCGUGAAGUACAACAGGGUGCUAACAAAUGUUGGUGUGCCAGGUUCUGUGUACAAUGUGAAGGUCGGUGGACCUCCUGGUGUUAAAGUGACCGUGAAACCAACAAAACUCAUCUUCAAUCAAGUUGGCCAGAAACUGAGGUACAAGGUUACAUUUACGUCAACAAAGGCAGGUGACCCAGUAGAUAUGGCAUUUGGUUGGAUCACUUGGAGUAGCGAGCAGCAUCAAGUACGAAGUCCCGUAUCAUAUAGAUGGCUAAUAUCCUGAAUUAUCAGGAUAUGUCUCCCUCUUCAAAUGACAGAUAAGUAAGUGAAGAGUUGAAUUUGAAGGUUUUCAGACUACUUUUGCCUAACGUGGCGCAGAAUAACAAUUAUUUCUGCUCAAGUGGCUUUCUGAAGAUUUAUGGCUUCAUAAUACUGGUUUAUUUCCUCUUUGUGUUUCGAUUUAGCAACUGGUUCAUCAAGAGUCAAAGUUGGUGAUCCAUGCCUCUUCUCGCGGCAUCUGAUGUUUGGGUCUGGAAGACUGUUUCAUCAGGUCAUCCUCGAACAACUAAGAUUUAAAUCAGAAUGUAAUGAGAUCAACUGAUAAAUAAAAAUUGUAAGUUGUUGAAUGUUCCAUUCAUGUUCGGGUUUCUUCCAUAUUAAAUAUUUGUUUCUUCCUUGUGUA